AUGCACUUUUCUACGGUUGCUAUUGUCCUCGCCGGCGUCACCACUGCCAUGGCAUCUGCUAUUCCAGGCAAGAGUGCUCUUGUGGACCGACAAGUGACUCUGUGCUCUGGCGCCGAUAGCUCAGCAGUCUGCUGCGCAACCGACGUGCUCCGCGUUGCAGACCUCGACUGUGCACCUCCUCCAUCUACGCCGACCAGCAUCGAUGAUUUUACUAGCAUCUGUGCCUCCAUUGGACAGCAGGCCCGGUGCUGCUUGUUGCCUAUCCUUGAGCAAGGUCUUAUCUGCACUUCGCCUGGAAAAUAA
Messenger RNA from Cladophialophora psammophila CBS 110553, 303 nucleotides. RefSeq lists its product as uncharacterized. The record is from RefSeq and is a predicted model, not a curated record. The transcript is spliced from 3 exons. NCBI's taxonomy places the organism in Eukaryota, Fungi, Ascomycota, Eurotiomycetes, Chaetothyriales, Herpotrichiellaceae. Gene Ontology annotation, cellular component: extracellular region. The coding region runs from base 1 to 303 and encodes 100 amino acids.